Messenger RNA from Parastagonospora nodorum SN15, 459 nucleotides. RefSeq lists its product as hypothetical. Lineage: Eukaryota; Fungi; Ascomycota; Dothideomycetes; Pleosporales; Phaeosphaeriaceae. Gene Ontology annotation, cellular component: nucleus; mitochondrion. Gene Ontology annotation, biological process: mitochondrion organization. The record is from RefSeq and is a predicted model, not a curated record. The transcript has 2 exons. The coding region runs from base 1 to 459 and encodes 152 amino acids.
AUGGCUCGUCAACGUGGAGGAUCUGCCCCUCGCCGCCCUACCGCGCCCGUCGCAAAGCCCGCGACCACUCCCCAGGCCCGCCCUGCUUCGACAGCUGCUGCUCCCCCAGCUCCCGCGCCAGUGCAGCAGGCGCAGGCUCCCACACCCCAGGGACCCGGCCUGUUUGGACAAAUGGCAUCGACUGCUGCCGGUGUCGCAGUAGGCUCCUCAAUUGGCCACGCAGUCGGCGGCUUCUUCAGCGGCGGCGGCUCUUCCUCCGAGCCCGCCGCAGCGUCGCCCCAGGCCACCGACUUCUCCCAGCAACACCAGAGCGCCACCCAGAUGCAGUCGACCGGCGCAUGCGGCACCGACGUCAACAACUUCCGCAAGUGCAUGGACGAGAACCAGGGCAGCUUGACUAUCUGUGGAUGGUACUUGGACCAGCUCAAGGCAUGCCAGGCCGCCGCUGGUCAGUACUAG